UCUUCCCUGAAACUUCUGUGCCGAUUUUCAAAAUAAUUUCACAGCAAUGUACCCUUUACCAAAUUCCUUUCGUUAAAAAUAGCUGCUAGGCAUGGCAAUGUGGAAACUUUAAAAUGACGGAAAAGAUGUAAAUUUUCUCAGAGGAUUUACCGCUUGUCGUCAGUGUUUCAAAGAUGCAAAAUGACCCCGCAUGGGAGCAUAGUGACCACAACAAUGUGCAGUUAGAGAAUCUGCAAAAACAUACGGUGCUGAUUCCCCAAAAAUCUGUUUCCACUUACGAGAGCGCCCAGACAGACGGAUCUAAGCGUUCUACGGAAGAAGAGGAAUUGCGGUCACUUUCAACAACACCACGCUAUUCACACGAAGACCUAGGAAGAAUAGUCUCCCCGCCUCACUCCUCUGAGUUCUCGUCUGGUGAAGCAGACGAACACUUUGACGAUACGAUUUCAACGCAGCAAGUUCACCUCAAAUCUAGAACAACCCAGUACACCCAUCCACACACACAGCUAGUGUCUGACAGAGAUUCUCUACUGUCGUACAAAACAGAUAAAACACAGUCCAACGCCGUGUCGGAGAAAGCGUGGGCAAACCAGUCUAACGUCGUCUCGGAGAAAGCGUGGGCAAACCAGUCUAACGUCGUGUCGGAGAAAGCGUGGGCAAACCAGUCUAACGUCGUGUCGGAGAAAGCGUGGGCAAACCAGUCUAACGUCGUGUCGGAGAAAGCGUGGGUAAACCAGUCUAACGUCGUCUCGGAGAAAGCGUGGGCAAACCAGUCUAACGUCGCCUCGGAGAAAGCGUGGGCAAAAUCAGCGGAACAGCCUUACAAGACAACGUUUGCUUUCCCUGAGAAAGAGACAUCUACUUCAGGACAGGGGCGGCAUAUCAAAGAAUUGCCACGUAACACUCAGGCGUCAUCAACGGUGACAGCACCGGAACUGCCGUCUUUAAAGGUACGAAAGGAAUAUCAACACAAACCGAAUCAUACAGACCACGACUUUAAGAAGCCAAAUAAAUUACCAGGAGUAACCGGGUACAAUCAACUCCCUGUUUCGGUGCGGACCGACUACAGAAGACUUCGAGCCGCAGAGUUGAUGCAAAUGUCAAAUACUGAUGCUAACCUUACUGAUAUAAUUAUGGAUGCUGAAAACAUGCAGAGAGAUCUAGCAAAUGAACAUGACCAUAGGAGGCUGUUGGAGAACCAGCUACAGGAUAUCGACGAAGAAAGAAAGGAACUCAACACAAAACUGGCCACUCUAAGAGUCAAACUUGGGGUUGCGAACUCGAACUUCAAUGUGAGUAAGAACGAAUGUGACAAGAUGAGGAAAAAGUAUCAGGAGACACAGAUACAGAAGGCACGUUUGGAAGAGCGGAUUGAAACAGGCACCAAGGAAUUAGAGAAACUGAAAGACCCGAACAACCCGGACAGUAAUGUCAACUUGAAGAAGGUUGUCCUUAAUGACAGAAAAGAAAUACGUCGGUUGCGGACGGAACUGGAAGGUGUCCGAUCGGAGAGGUCGGAGGUACAAAAACAGAUUCAAGACAAAGACGAAAAAAUCAAAAUGCUCAAUAUCUAUAUUGGAGAGGCCAAAGACAAACUUGAUGAGUGUCACAGAGAUUAUGAAAUAGCACAGAUAAGUGUUACAGGAGAAAAAAAGAAACGUGAGGAAGUUGAAGAGAAAUACAACGAAUUGAUGAAAGACAAGAAGGCGUUUGAUGAGAAAAUGGAUGCGAUAAAUGAGCAACUGGAUAUAGCAAUAUCCGGAACUAGUGGCAUACAGAAACAUACAGAAAAAUACAGAGACAAUGAACAGGUUCUCGUUGAUAAGAUCGAUGUUGUAGAAAAGAAACUUAGGGACGCGCUCACAGCUAUAGAACAGCAGAAGAACCGGAACAUGCCGUUUAGAACUGCAACAUCCAUAAAACACCAUCAGUACAGGAUGACAACUUCCGGUUGGGUGACGGACACUACACCGCACGUUAUUGUCACGACGACCGCUAACGGAAGCAUCGCAUCCUCAGGAUUUCUCGGAAAGACAGUUGUUUCAACAAAACCUGCGAAAUCUCUACCUGCCGGGAAAGCGAUGUCCAAAACAACUCCAAGAAGCCAAGGCGGCUCCCUACCAUCUAAAAGAUGACAGACUUCCAUAUUCUGGCUACACUUAUUUAUAGACUGACUACAGCUUAAGAACAUCUAUACUUCGGUCUUUGAGUAGUGGACAAAGUUCAUGGACCGAAUAUUUAUCUUUCUGUUAUGUGACUUGUUUAAAAGAAAUAUAUUAUACAAAUAAAAUGGACACGCGUUUCCCUCCUCCACCCCCCAACCUACCCUCGACAAAACAAGGCCGGAUUUAUCUGCGCCUGGCUGUGCUUUUUUUUUGGAUGGGGUACAGUAAAUUAAAAACAAAAGCAAACAGUGAAAACUGUAACUUAUUUCCCAGCCUGUUAGUCAGUUUAUGAGUUAAAUAUUAUACCAUUAUUUUCAUCAAAUUGAG
This is a messenger RNA of Mercenaria mercenaria, 2492 nucleotides long. RefSeq lists its product as uncharacterized. The record is from RefSeq and is a predicted model, not a curated record. NCBI's taxonomy places the organism in Eukaryota, Metazoa, Mollusca, Bivalvia, Venerida, Veneridae. The transcript has 11 exons. Bases 174 to 2135 code for a protein of 653 amino acids.